AUGCGCUUCAGCUUGUUUCUUCUGCUCGUGACUCUCACCUGCAUCGCUUGCGACAGUAUCGUCGCGAGCUCGAAAGACUUGAUCCAAGUCAAGACUUUGGAUACGAAUUCCCCACGCGAGCGGACGGAUGGAAGAGGUCGCAAGCUAAGAGAAGAAACAGUCGAGGCUGAUAUCGCUGACGUGGAAGAGAGGAUGGCAUUUAAUGUACAAUGGAUGGGGGCUGAUUUAAAAGGUUUGAUGUCUAAGGUCCAAAACGCGUUGAAGUGGUCGAACGAAAAGAUCAAUUCUUAUGUGAAGAUCAUGAAACGCCUUUAUCAAUCGUUGCUCAGUAAGUUUAAGAAGAAGCCACUGGCUGAAUUUCCGCGUCCAGCGCGACCCAAAGGAGCAAAUUCUUAA
Peronospora farinosa is the source of this 396-nucleotide messenger RNA. The record is from the annotation of a GenBank genome assembly. NCBI's taxonomy places the organism in Eukaryota, Oomycota, Peronosporomycetes, Peronosporales, Peronosporaceae.